AUGGAUUUACACGCUUUGAAAGACUGCGAACAGAAAUCUGUUGUUCCAUUGGUUGAACACUACAGCGAGAAACGCAAAAAUCCUGAAUAUACUUUCGAAACAACGAUGGAGGACAAGGGGGUGAAUAAUAACGGCAUGCUUGCUGAUUAUCAUACUACAACAGGAUCAAAACGUACUUCAGAAGAUGUUAAUGCCGUUCUUGAUAAUGAAAACGUCCAAGAAGCCGUUGUCGAGAAAGGGAUCGAAGUUGUUGGAAACGCAAUCGAUCAGCAGAUAGCAAAUAUCCAGGGAGCACAGAAUAAAUCAGAAGCAUUUUUAAAUAAAAGGAUAAAAUUGAAUAUCUUUCCUGAGAAAGGCUGGAAAAAUGAGGAUAUGUUUGCGCCACCUGGAUAUCAUAUGGACGCAGAAAUAGAAAGCGAUAGUUCCCCAGCGAGCAGCGAGGAAGUUGGUGAUCCUGUGUACACAUAUCCUGCAGGAAUAGGAACUAUGAUGAUGAAUGGAUGCUGGGGGACUGGAUAUCAACCUGGUGAUCCUUGCUAUCAAUCUCUAGAAGUUCUAACUGCUUGUCAGAAUAUGAUUGAUGGCGCUGCAUUUAUUGGUGUUGGCUUUGAUGGACGUGGUAAAUACAGUCCAGAGUCGAGAAAAAUGAGUAUCAUACAACGUUCUUGUGGUGGACGUUCUUACUACGACGACUUUCAAGUGCCUGACACAAUGAACGUUCAUGGCAUAUACGAAACAAGUUCAAACAUGCGAGUUUUUUCUUCACGAAGAGAAUUUCAAACGUAUCUGCAAACAGAAGCUGGAGUAUCAGGGUCGACGUUUGGGUUAUACGCUGGAGCUAAAGCUGCUUAUGGGGCAUCAGCCGGCUUGAAUAGUCAAAUUAAUCUUGCAGUCUUUGACAUCGAUGUGGACAGAUAUGAAAUAUUCAAAGAUGAAGUGAAACCUCAAGAUCUCUCGCGUGCAUUUCUUCACGAGUUCAUGAAUCUACCACCAUCCUUCAUUCAACCUGGUGCACCAGCUAAAUUCAGUGACUUCAUAUCUCGAUGGGGGACUCAUUAUAUAAAAUCGGCAAAAUUCGGCGGACAAUUAGAAAUACGAAAGCUGCAAAGUGGUCUAUCCACAUCAACCAAGCAGGAAUUUGCAGUCGAAGCUGAAGUGGAAUACAAAAGUCUUUUCUCCAGUAUUGGUGGGUAUAGCAGCACUAGUGGUGGAGUCGAAGCAAAGACAGAAGAAAAAUUCAUGUCAACUUCAGUUCAAGCUCUUGGUGGAGAUCAGGAGAUAGCAGCAGCAGUCGCAGACUUAUACUCGCCAAUAUUUAAAAGUACACUAGUCGAAUGGCUUGACAGCAUUAAUAGUUACCCCAAAGCAUUCAAGUUCAUUAUGGGACCGAUCACUGACCUUGUUGAUUUUCGUGCUGCUGAACUUUUUCCUGAUGCAACCGUCGAUUGGGGUUGUGAGGCAAAUAGUGCAAAACUUGUAAAGGAAGAAAGCACAGAGAGAUAUUAUUAUAAUAGGACGGUUGCUGGUGUGACAAUUAAAACUUACUGUGACUAUGGAAGCAGGGAAGAGCUUGAAAACACGUUGAAACAACGUCGAACGAAUUUAAAGGCUGCCAUAGAAUCUUACAUGGAAGAAGGGCCAGUAUCAGCAACUGAUGUAAAUCUUCGAGCAGGUGACGGAGGAUGUGAAACACUGCAUCUUGAAGGUUCAGCGGCCAUCCCAAGAUGGAACGAGAUCUCAAAUAAUGGCAAAGUGUUUAAUGUCAUUUUCGACAUGGAUACUGAAAUCCGUGGAAAUAAAAGCAAGAUCUCCAAAACCAUGUCAAGAUUGGUAAAAUGGAUGUGA
This is a messenger RNA of Dendronephthya gigantea, 1845 nucleotides long. RefSeq lists its product as uncharacterized. The record is from RefSeq and is a predicted model, not a curated record. NCBI's taxonomy places the organism in Eukaryota, Metazoa, Cnidaria, Anthozoa, Malacalcyonacea, Nephtheidae. Bases 1 to 1845 code for a protein of 614 amino acids. The transcript is spliced from 9 exons.